Clarias gariepinus (North African catfish) is the source of this 8187-nucleotide messenger RNA. RefSeq names its product leucine-rich repeat and immunoglobulin-like domain-containing nogo receptor-interacting protein 3. The transcript has 3 exons. Gene Ontology annotation, cellular component: plasma membrane. Gene Ontology annotation, molecular function: protein binding. The record is from RefSeq and is a predicted model, not a curated record. The coding region runs from base 463 to 2277 and encodes 604 amino acids. NCBI's taxonomy places the organism in Eukaryota, Metazoa, Chordata, Actinopteri, Siluriformes, Clariidae.
UCACACAGCGACUCAUUUUGUGGGAGGCUGGAAAAACAGAGGGACAGACACAUUUCCCACUCCCGUUUUGUCAUUUUAAAUGUCCUUGCUAUUUAAUGUUGCGUAUUACACAUCUCACACACACACACACACACACACACAUAGGCGCGCGGAUAGACACACUCUCCAAGCUGUAGGAGGAGGGAGAGAGAGUGAGAGAGUGAGAGAGUGAUUGGCAUGUGGAGAAAACACACUCGCACCUACAGACACCUGGAGAAGACGAGAAACACACACGCCGUCGCCUGACUUAUGGAAAGAGGGAAAGAGCUGACCGGGAGCGCGCGACAUCACACACACGCACACGCGAAUACCUAUACAUACACACACUUUCAUCGGCAUACAGAUGUGGCGCGAGCAGAGGGGACGCUCCAGCUGUUGGUGUGUGGUAGACUGAUUACUCAAGAGUGAGGUGGUGGGGUGCUCAUGGCUGCCAUAUGGGGCCUGGGCUGGCUGGGUGCAAGCCUCACCCUGUUGGCCCUCGCCCCGGUGUGCCAGAGCUGCCCGCCACGCUGUGAUUGUGUGGCUCAGCUCCGCUCAGUGUCCUGUCAGCGAAAGCGUUUGUCUGGUGUACCUGAGGGCAUCCCUACAGAGACCAGGCUGCUGGACCUCAGUCGGAACCGGCUACGUUGGGUGUCACCAGGAGACCUUGCACCAUAUCCACGGCUGGAAGAAGUGGACCUCAGUGAGAACCUCAUCUCCACGUUGGAGCCCAAUGCCUUUGCCAGUCUGCAGGCACUGCGAACGCUUCAUCUUCGUGGAAAUCAACUCAAGCUGGUGCCCAUGGGCGCCUUCGCUCGCUUGUCAAACCUCUCUACCCUGGACCUGAGCGAAAACAAAAUUGUCAUCCUGUUGGAUUAUACGUUUCAGGACUUGCACAGUCUCAAACACCUUGAGAUUGGUGACAAUGACUUGGUCUACAUCUCCCAUAAAGCUUUUUCGGGAUUGCUGGGCCUGGAAGACUUAACCAUAGAAAGAUGCAAUCUGACUUCAAUCUCUGGCCAGACUCUAUCCUACCUGCGUAAUCUGGUCACCCUCCGAUUAUGCCACCUCAGCAUCUCUAGCAUCGAGGACCAAAACUUCCGCAAAAUGUUUGCUUUGCGAGGGCUAGAGAUAGACAAUUGGCCAUACCUGGAAUACAUCUCCCCACUUAGUUUUCAAGGUUUAAAUUUGACCUGGCUUUCUAUUACUAACACCAAUAUUACUGCUGUCCCUUCUGCUUCCUUCCGCAACCUUGUGUACCUGACAUCCCUUAACCUCUCCUACAACCCCAUAUCUGUGCUGGAACCCUGGGCAUUCAAGGAUCUUAUAAGGCUGAAGGAGCUACACAUGGUCAGUACUAAUCUGCAAACUGUGGAGCAUCAUGCUUUGGCCGGUCUGAGGCAGAUUCGGGUUCUGAACCUCUCCAACAAUGAGCUGGUCACGCUGGAGGAGGGAUCUUUUCAUUCCGUCAACAGCCUUGAAACUUUACGAGUUGACGGGAAUCCACUUUCCUGCGACUGCCGGCUUCUCUGGAUUCUGCAACGGAGACGCACUCUAAAUUUUGACGGGAAAAUGCCAAUAUGCGCUGCUCCACCUGAGGUACAGGGUAAUAUUCUGAGCAGCUUUCCGGAUUCUGCAUUAUUUGACUAUUUCACUUGCCAGAAGCCGAAGAUUCGCAAUCGAAAACUUCAACAAGUGACAGUGCGUGAGGGUCAGUUGGUGUCCUUCCUGUGUCGUGCUGAUGGUGAACCAGCACCUGCCAUUAUCUGGAUCUCACCUCAGCGGCGUAAGAUCACCUCGAAAAGUAGCAGCAGGAUCACCGUCUUACCAGGUGGAACGUUGGAGAUCCGAUAUGCCCAGGUGACCGACAGUGGCACUUACAUCUGCAUCGCCAGCAACGCAGGUGGCAAUGACACCUACUUUGCUACACUGACUGUGAAAGGACAACCGGUGGACCCCGCUCUGUUCGCCAACCGUUCUCUGUACGCGGUGGACUUUAAUGACACUGGUCUAAACAGCACACGUGUCUUCCUUAAGUUCACACUUGACCUCACCACAAUCCUGGUGUCUACAGCCAUGGGCUGCAUCACCUUCCUGGGUGUAGUACUCUUCUGUUUCCUGCUGUUGUUCGUGUGGAGCCGCGGAAGGGGCCAGCGCAAGAACAACUUCACAGUAGAGUACUCAUUCAGGAAGACAGAGGGGCCCACUACCAGUUCGACCUCUGGAGGGACCCGCAAGUUCAAUAUGAAAAUGAUAUGAAACAACGCAGCCAGGGGCCCCCUGGGGGAGGCAUAAACACCCAACAUAAACACACAGCUCUGACUCGCAGUAAUAUCAGAAGACAUUUUAGGGACUAAUAUGAUUAAACUUAACUUGAUUUUAAUGCCUUUGAAAAAAGGUGUAAAUAUUUUAAUUAAUUCACUUGGAUUUGAUCUACUAAUAAGUUUCCUUUAUCUAAAACAUAUUUGCUUAGAUGGUUGGUUGCUAUUGAAACAUCAUAUUACUAUGGCUAAUGAUUUUGUCAUGCACCUUAGAGAUAUAUAACUACCAACCAAUGUUACAAAUAAAAAUCCAUUCAUGAAUUUAAUAUACAAUAUAUUGGUUUUAAGGAAUGACAUGCAAAUUGACAUACUAAUUUAGUGAAUACGAAAUGCAUGAAUAGCAAUUGUCAUCUUUUUAAAUUAAACAACAGUCACGAUAAGGUUGAAAAAUCAACUGGCCACUUAAACAGGUAAAGCCGUUGAAUCAUCGAAGCUUGGCUUUCUGUCAUGUCUGCGAUUAGGUGCUGUGUAAGUUGGGACAAGCACACUGGCCGCAACACUGUGAGUGCACUGCUGCUACUACCAUACUGGCAGCACUGUGCUAUAGUGGGUAUAAGCUAAUGUGAAUCCAGGACCUCAGGGUUUGGUUAGGAAGCCAAGCCUUGGGUACUGGCUGCACAAUUAGUGGAUGUAUCGUGCAUAAACCAGGCUGGUGUAGGGUCGAUACGGGAGAUUGUCUCGUAUCCUCCACACCGCCGGGCCUAUGCACGCACCGACGACCCAUAAGCCUUCAUGGGGGGAGGCUGCGGGCGUCAGGUCCGUUUGAUGUCAGACACUUGCUGUAUGUACAUGUCUACAAAUGUACACCUAAGCCAUUACCAAGCAACACCUGCACAAAACAGUUAUAGCUUUAUUUGUUUACAAUACAUAGUACUAUGCAAGGAAGGGGUAAGACAUACACAAGCUUUCUUGAGUUUACUUGUAUUCGCUUUUCAGGCAAUGGUACAAUAAUAACGAUAAAAAAGAGCUUCUUUUAUUUUUUUCUAUCGAGCUAUGGACCUUUGUUUUUGGGUAAAUGUCAUUAAUUAGUUAAUAUGUUAAUUGAGAAGAAUGCCAUGUUCAUGGCUAUUGCCCUAGCUUUACCAUGCACAUUUGUUUAAUUAUGCUAAUUACUGCUUGGUUCUUAUUUCGCUGGGACUGGCAGUAUUAGCAUCAAGUGCAAUAACAGGAAAAUCUGGCUUUCAUGCCAUUCGCUUUUGGGACUUUUUUCUUAGAUUAAUAAUGGAACAUAGGCACGACUUAUUUCACGGUUCUACUGAAGCAGUUCUUUUUCAAGUUGGCCCAAUUUAAAAUCACACAUCAGAUGCAGACAAGCAGUAAACAUGCUUGACAGCGUAGAGAAGUUUCAGAUCAUGUUGUUUCCCAUGAUAACAGUAGAAAAACACACAUAAGAAAGGGUGCUUGGUGAUGCUGUAAUCAUCAUCAUCAUCAUCAUCAUCACAAUCCCUCUCAUUUCUGACUCAUAUUAAUGGCGGCCAGUGUGCGAAAGUCUCUGCUUCUCCUGCCCAGUCUUCAUCCCCCCCAUUAAUCCCCGUCCCCGCACCCCGACUGGGUCUCAAUGAGAGAGGGGUCCCUGGCUGGUGACCAUGAAUGUAAAUGAAAAUCAUGACACCCAUCUAGCCUGUGUGUAUUUGACUGUAGAAGGUAUUUCUCCCUUUAUGUGUUUAGUUCAUAUGUGCUUUGUACACUAAUUUGUUUCAUUAUUAGUGAUUUUUGUUUUGUUUCUAAUUGCUGGUUGUUCUACAGAUGUUGAUGUUAACCAUGUGAAGGAUGGUCUUUUCUCAAUACUACACUGGAGGUGGAAUUUCGAUAUAAAGUCAAGCUCCGGGGUCCUGGGUUCAAUCUUGAGCUCAGGUUGCUGUCUGUUUGGAGUUUUUAUGUUCUCCUUGCCUCUUUGUGAGUUUCAUCCCGGUUCUCUGAUCUCCUUUCACCUCUGAAAAACAAGAACUGGAGGUGAAUUGGCUAUGCUAGAGAACUGUGCAAAAGUCUUCAGCCACCCCACAUUUCUUCCAUAUUUUUUUUUCUUCCAAAGAGACAGACUUGCUUGUAUUUUUUAUGCAGUUUUGAUUAAUAGUUCUCCAGGCUUCCUUUUUUUGUCUCUCAUUUUCAGUCUAGUCCCUAUACCUGAGCAGUUUUUAAAUAUAUUUUUUUGUUUGUUAACCCACACACAGUGACUCAUGAAUCAUUUACACAUAAAACGCAUCUAAUCUGAGCCAUGACCAGGAAGAAACAGGUGCAGAUGAUGACAGAUGAUUAGACGAUGGUGAAUUUUAAGUUGUUGGAACAGACAAGAGGGGAAAUGAGGUUGCUGCUGAGGUUGUUAUGUAAACAACAAAUUUUUUUUUUAUUUAAUCAACAUUAUUUCCUUUCAUUUUAGGUAAAAAAAAAAGGGGUGGCUCAAGACUUUUGCAAAGUACUGUACAUUGCCCGUGUGUGAAUGAGCUAUAGACCCAAUAUAGACCCAUCGAAUUCCAAUAGAUGAAGCCCAGUACUUCACUAAUACCCCUAUCUUACCUAUUCGGUUUGACUCACGGUGAGAUGUGGAGUUAGGCACCGUGAGUCGCCGCGAUUGCCUGCCGACGUUCCGCUGGCGUUCCACAAAGUUCUGUAAGAACCGCAAGCUUCCGCGAGGACGGGCAAAAAAAUUAAACAUGUUUUAUUUUUUCGUGUUAAAAAAAAUUAAACGUUUAAUUUUUUCGCGCGGAAAGAUUGGUGAAUCAUGAUAAACCGUACAUAUGGGUUCGCGCGAAACCGCGUAGGUGAGAUAGUGGUAUAAAAACAGCAAUUCUUUUCUUGUGACUUUGAACAUGAUGUUACCAAUGUGGUGUUGAGAACAGAUUAACAAACCAAAGAGCCAUGAGUAGGAUGCUUCUCCUAGGUUAUUCUAACUUAUCACUCUUUCACUGCCCUGCUCUUCUUCCUUAUUUCGCUCAUCUGAAUUUUAGCUCAAUGUUCUCAGACCUCAUCGACAUCAUCAGCAGUGCAGUAGGAUGGAGUGUGUUCGUCAUCAGUACAGUCGAUGUUGUCCUUGUGGCCUGUGAUUCGAUGUUGUUCAUUCAGUCGUUCGUGCGAUCGGAUUCGUUUCCUAGUUUAUUAGCUUUUUGUUAGCGUUAGCUCCUAGCCGUGCAGUCAGUCACUGUGUAUAGGUGUGGUGUGGUGGUAGACGGUGAGAAAGGAGGCUCAGCCGGGGGUUUGUAUCUACAUACCCUCCCGGCUUCUCGUGACCCCUUAUGACCCCUCGACUCAGUUUUCCUGAAAUAACGGAACCAGCGCGACUUGCGUAGCAGCUGGAACACACAUGAUGAAUACACUGAUUUACCGGUUACACUUCCGAAUACAGAAAGGGAGUGUGAAAAAACACAGACAGAUCAGGAGUGAAUCGAAUCUGUUAAAUCAUACAGUAAAUGUAACAGAAUUGAGGAUAUCAGUAAGUAAUAAGAAACCUUACCAUGUAUAAUCACAUUUAUUUAAUCUCUAAUGUCACGUGGUUAGGUAUUACUUUGUUCAGUAACUACAAACUUAACUAUAAAGCACUUAAAAUGUAGGACAGGAGAAAAGCAUGACGUUUCUGAUGGAACAUCUUCUGGGGAGUGUUUGACAGUUUUCAGAUCUCAUCAAAUACAUUCAGCGGAGCUGCUCUACUUUUGGCACUUCCUCUGUUCUGCCCCCCCGCACCCUCUGCUGAAUGUAUCAGCUGUAUGAUAGACAGACAGAUAUACUCAUUUUUCUCUCUGUCUCUUUUUCUCUUUGUCUCUGAGGACUGAAGCUCUGACACCUGCCUCCCAGACACACACGUUGCAGCAAUAGCAUUUUAAAAAAAACGGAUGAAGGAGUUUGAGAUAUUUCAUCACAGUUACAAAGAAGUUGCUUAAUAAAAGACUCAUACUGUAUAAUUAGUAAAACUGUACUCUUUUAAGUAUAACAUUUCGAUAUUAUUCUCUUUUAAAAAGUAUUUGAAUAACGCUGCAUACCAACUUUGUGCACAGAAUUGAGACUUUAAUUAUAUAUCAUAAUAAUUAUAAUAAUAAUAUAAUUAUAUGGAUGUUUACAUAAUAUACAGAUUCUAACAUUAUGUUAUGGAUUUGCAGUAGAUACCAGACAUUUCGUAAUGCGCAUAUAUACAUUUACACAACAGAAUUACACGCAGAAUGAGAUUUCUUUUUACGCUAAGCUUCAGAAAGUAGGUCUAAUGCUCCUUCGCCCCCUCAUCAGCCUGCACUUCUCUGAACUUUUCUUCCCGCAUCGCAUACACAAGCAACCCCAGGCCCUUUUUUUAUUCAUAUACCCAAAUGCAUCAUCACAAAAACAUGUCAGCCUUAAAUGUUCAAUAUAUCUUAAAUUGAAAUGAUUCACUGAAAUUAACCUAUUUUUAACAUGACUGCUGUUUUUUGAACUAAUUUAAAAAAUGAUGAGUAGGCUAUCUAAUCUAUUCGAAUUCUUUUUUUCCACCGGUGUGUCUGGGUAGCGGAUGUCAGUUCAGUUUUUAAAGAGACUUAUUGUACUUUAACAAAUCAAGUAUCUAAGCAUAAUAUUUAGGAUUUUUUUUUUCUGUUGUUGUCAUUGUCCUUGUUGUUGAGCUCGACAAGUAUGAUCAGCUCGUGUAAGGUUGCGUCCCAAAUCAUAUACAAAGAUACGAACUAAAUCAAGGACUAUGUCAGAAUACUAGUUUUGGCUUUGCCUACUAUUUUGACUAGUUUCUUACUUUAUAAUGCAUUCUGCAGCAGAGAGGUUGUAGCCAAAGUUACAGACCCUACCCUGCUAAGAUGUUAAAAAUGCGACUUUGCUGCCAUCUACAGGCGAAUAAAUGUAAAAGCAUGAUUUAUUUAUUUAUUUAUUUUUAUUUUUUUUGCAUAUGUGAAUUUACAAAAAGCUUAUUACCUGCCAUAUGCUCUAGACUAUUUUACAAAGAGCAAAUUGUGACUGUUAGCUUAAAAAAUGAAAUUAAUAAAGAAUAUAAUAAUAAUAAUAAUAUUAAUCACACUGAUAUUUGUAUUUAGUUGAAGGUUUGAACUCAUUCGGUUUAAAUUUUGUGUAACAAAAGAUACAAAUUUAGGAACUCUCUUUUUCUUUUAAAUAAACCAGUUGUAAUAUCUAUUCAUAACUGUGUUGGACCGACUGGAAUUAGAGUAGGCCAUACAAAGAAUAUUUAAAGUGCCAUGGUUUUGGUGACCCACUUCUUGUUAACGAUUUGUAUUUAUGACCAAUAAAUCUUGUCAGAAGAUUAGGAAUUAUACUGUCAAAAAAUGUUCUCUCUUGUGAACUAGAGGAUCUGUGUGAUCUAUGCAUGCCUCUCCUUAAAAACUUACCAAACACAUUUGUUCUUGUGUUAAUCUCUUCUCAUGUCUUUAAAGCAUAACGCGGGGUUGGAUGAAGAAAAAAAAAGAAAGAAAGAAAAACAUGAUUGAGGAUAUUAAUCCUUAUGAAUAAGAGCCAUAUAUGUGUGUGCACGGUUUCCUGCUGGUGUGAUGUGCUUUAAUUAAAAAAGUACUGACUUCUGAUUUUCAGAACUGUUAUUUGUAUCUGUCUUUUAUCUUCCAGGGAUCAACACGUUUGCUGUUUUGUUUUUUUUGCUUUAUGCAUUUUAACUCCAACACACAAAUCCACUGGAGACUGGGGUUGUGUUUCAUAUGUCAUUGCAUAUAAUAUCUUAAUAUCUUGAUUUCUGGUCUCUGAUAUUUUUCACACUGAUAAAAAAAAAAAGCCACACACAGUGUCACAGAGGGUAUGUAGAUUUUUUUUUUUUUUUAUUGAAAGAUGUCAUACGCCAUUGAUAUACAGUAUAUGUCUAAUACAUAUGGAGAGACUUACUUAUGUGUUAUUUAUUUAUAUGUUGUGUGUGUGUGUGUGU